GCAAGAAAAUGAUUAUCCAUGGUCUAUAGACCCUAUCGACUGUAGAAUGAGCCCCUGGAGUGAGUGGUCCCUGUGUGAUCCUUGCCUCAAACAAAGAUUUCGCUCAAGAAGCAUUGAAGUCUUUGGACAAUUUAAUGGGAAACGUUGCCAUGAUGCCCUAGGAGAUAGACAAGCAUGUGUGCCCACUGUGGCUUGCGUGGAAGCCAAGGAUGGUUGUGGAAAUGACUUUCAAUGUGGUACAGGCAGGUGCAUAAAGAGGCGACUUCUGUGUAAUGGUGACAAUGACUGUGGAGACUUUUCAGACGAGGAUUUAUGUGACAGUGACCCCCGUCCACCCUGCCGUGACCGAGUGGUAGAGGAGUCUGAGCUGGCACGAACAGCAGGCUUUGGGAUCAACAUUUUGGGAUUGGAUCCCCUAGGCACACCUUUUGACAAUGAGUACUACAAUGGGCUCUGUGACCGGGUUCGAGAUGGAAACACUUUAACAUACUACCGGAGACCUUGGAACUUGGCAUUUCUGGCAUACGAAACUAAGGUUGAUAAAAACUUCAGGACUGAAAAUUAUGAAGAAGAGAUUGAAAUAUUCACUACAAUCAUGCAAGAGAAGAUAUCAAGUUUCAAUGCAAAUUUAGCUAUAAAAUUAACACCCACAGAAGCAAACAAAAAUAAUGCUGAAGAAACUACUGAAAAGAAAGAGUCCUCAAAGUCUGAACAUUUCUCCAGUGAUCUGAAAUUUUCAUAUUUCAAAAAUGAAACUUACAAACGAUUGUGGUCAUAUUCUUCAAGUAAGGGAAAACAGUUUCUGUAUGUGAAAGGAGUUGUUCAGCUGGGAAAAUUUUUGAUGAGAAAUCGCAAUGUUGUGUUGACACAAACUUUCCUGGAUGAUAUAGAAGCUCUGCCAACCACCUAUGCAAAGGGAGAAUACUUCGGGUUUCUGGAAACCUAUGGAACCCACUAUAGUAGCUCAGGGGCUGUUGGAGGACUCUAUGAACUAGUGUAUGUGUUGGAUAAAGCCUCCAUGAAAGAGAAAGGUAUUGAAGUAAGUGACAUAAAAAGAUGUCUUGGGUACAGUCUGGAUGUAUCUCUCAGUAUUCCUGGAGUCUCUGAUGGCCUUGAAGUCAAAGGAGCAGUUAACAAGAAUGAUUGUGUGAAGAGGGGUGAGGGUAAAAUCGUAAAUAUCACCCGUGAGAACUUCAUUGAUGAUGUGAUUUCCCUCAUAAGAGGAGGAACCGGAAAAUACGCAUUCGAACUGAAGCAAAAGCUUCUCAAAGGAGCCAAGGCCAUUGACGUGACUGACUUUGUAAACUGGGCCUCUUCCCUAAGCGAUGCUCCCGUGCUCAUCAGUCAAAAACUAUCUCCUAUGUAUAAUCUGGUUCCUGUGAAUAUAAAAGAUGCACAUAUAAAGAAACAAAAUUUGGAAAGAGCCAUUGGAGACUAUGUUGAUGAAUUCAGUCCAACAAAAUGCUCCCCCUGCCAAAAUGGAGGUACUGUGAUCCUGCUAGACGGAGAGUGCGUGUGUUCCUGCCCAUCCGCCUUCAAGGGGCUCGCCUGUGAAAUCAAGAAGCAUCAACUGUCUUAA
Molecule: messenger RNA, 1579 nt
Organism: Dipodomys spectabilis (banner-tailed kangaroo rat)
Lineage: Eukaryota; Metazoa; Chordata; Mammalia; Rodentia; Heteromyidae
Gene: C9
Product: complement C9
Exons: 9
Coding region: 47-1579 (510 amino acids)
Biological process (GO): immune response
Cellular component (GO): membrane attack complex
Molecular function (GO): protein binding
Source: RefSeq, a predicted model, not a curated record